Messenger RNA from Mycena indigotica, 1854 nucleotides. RefSeq names its product DEAD-box ATP-dependent RNA helicase 35. The transcript has 9 exons. Lineage: Eukaryota; Fungi; Basidiomycota; Agaricomycetes; Agaricales; Mycenaceae. The record is from RefSeq and is a predicted model, not a curated record. The coding region runs from base 1 to 1854 and encodes 617 amino acids. Gene Ontology annotation, biological process: mRNA splicing, via spliceosome. Gene Ontology annotation, cellular component: spliceosomal complex. Gene Ontology annotation, molecular function: RNA binding; RNA helicase activity; ATP binding.
AUGUCCUCAUCCUCGAAACGUCGCCGCGUCGAACGUUCGCCUACGCCUACCUAUAACCUCGAUGACGACUACGAGCCUUAUAUUCCUGUGGCACAGCGUCGCAAGGAAAAGCUUGCAAAACUUACUUCUUGGACUGGACCAACAACUCAGACAACUGUGAACAAACGGCAAGAGUUGGAGGAUAACGAGGAUGUAGAGCGAGAAGAAGAGAGAAUGCGAGAAAUAGAGCGUAGAGAGCGGACGUUACUCGUCGAAGCGCAAGAGGUACUCUCAAGAAAAGCUGCUGAAGACGCACAAAAAACAGAGCUAGAGAAAGCUCAAGAGGCUGACGCGGAAAUUCUCGCCGCCAUUAAAAGUCGCCGCAAACUCGCGUCAGACCUUGAACUGGCACGAGGCAUAUCAUAUACCGAGUCACUCAAGACGAGGCACAUUUCUUGUUCGUUUCUUUGGCGACCGCCUCGAUACAUCAGAGAACGGUCGUACAAUGAACACGAGCGAAUCCGGGAAAAGUACCAUGUCAUUGUGGAAGGCGAGGACGUUCCACCACCUAUAGAGCGGUUUGUUGACAUGAAGGUACCAGAACCACUCAUCGAACAUUUCAAGUCAAAUCGCAUCGUAUCCCCAACUCCCAUCCAAUUGCAAGGCAUACCUGCGGCUUUUUCAGGACGUGAUUUAAUCGGCAUUGCCUUCACCGGUUCGGGCAAGACAUUGUGCUUCUGCCUUCCCCUCAUCAUGAUGGCACUUGAGGAGGAAACGAAGCUCCCUUUUAUACGCGGCGAAGGCCCUGUUGGAGUUAUCCUCUGUCCGUCACGAGAACUGGCCAACCAGACAUACGAAAACGUCGUCAGUUGGUGCUCAGCUCUGGCCAAGUCUGGCAAGUACCCACAACUCAACACAUUGCUCUGCAUCGGCGGCAUAUCAAUGAGGGACCAGAGUCACGUUAUGAACAAAGGCCUCCAUAUUGUGAUCGCGACACCAGGAAGACUUAUCGAUAUGCUGGAAAAGAAAAGGUUCACAUUCAACAACUGCAAGUAUCUUUGCAUGGACGAGGCUGACCGAAUGAUUGAUUUGGGCUUUGAGGACGACGUUCGUAACAUCAUGAGCUUCUUCACAGCUCAGCGACAGACAUUACUAUUCUCAGCUACUAUGCCAAAGAAAAUUCAAGACUUUGCCCAGCAGUCGUUGAUACGACCGGUAUUGGUCAAUGUCGGACGUGCUGGUGCGGCGAAUUUGGAUGUUUUGCAGGUGGUGGAGUAUGUCAAGCAAGAGGCUAAGAUGGUCUAUCUACUUGAAUGCCUUCAAAAGACUGCGCCGCCCGUCAUAGUCUUCAGCGAAAACAAAAAUGAAGUCGACGAUAUCCAGGAAUACCUGCUUCUGAAAGGAGUCGAGGCUGUUGCGAUUCAUGGGUCAAAAACUCAGGAGGAACGUCAAUACGCCAUAAAAUCCUUCAAGUCUGGCGCAAAAGAUGUCAUGGUUGCUUCUGGUGUCGCUUCCAAAGGACUUGACUUCAACGACAUCCAACAUGUUAUCAUCUUCACGAUGCCGAAGGAAAUUGAGGACUACGUUCACCAAAUUGGUCGCACUGGUCGAAGCGGCAAAACCGGCAUCGCCACUACAUUUGUCAACAUGAACACCCCAGAGCCAACACUGUUAGACCUUAAAUAUCUGCUUCUGGAGGCUGGGCAGAAGGUUCCUCCCUUCCUCUCCACGAUCGAAGACCCUCAAGGCGGCUUCAUGAAAGGAUGUGCCGUUUGUGGAGGACUUGGGCACAGUGUCGUGAACUGUCCAAAGCGCGAGGAUGCCCAGCGCAGAUUAUUAGCUAGUCACAGAGGAAACGACGACAAAGGAUAUUGA